AUGCCGAUGUCAUUCCACACUUUCAUAUUCUUGCUUACUGUAGCAGCUUCUGCCGCAUCUGACUACAAAUAUUCGUAUGGUCACAAAAAAGACCAUGAUUCGUAUGGACAUGAUAAUCAUUACAAAGACGGAGACUACUACGGGUCUUCUGAUAAAGCUCAUGGACACGAUCAUGUCGUUUACUCCGGAGGAGACAAGAGUUCAAAAUCAUCCUAUUAUGGUAAACUAAUUGAUAGCGGCAAACAUAGCAAAGGGGAGCAUCAAGACAAAUCAUCGAACAAAUAUUCGGAUUCCGCCAGCGAUUACGGAAAAGAUGUGAAGGUCAAGACAAAAGGUUAUUUUGACUACAAAUACGUGCAGCCUCAGUACCAUGUUGAAAAAUAUCAUUCGGACGAAAAACAUGUGAAAAAAUACGGUGGAGACGCAUAUUCUAAAGGAGCGAAAGAGCAAGAAAAGGGAGACUACUAUAGCAAGGGAUAUGAUGACUAUCUCAAAGCUCACGGAGAUGAAAAAUCGCAUUAUGUGGACAAAAAGUACGAGGACAUGGACUAUGGCUACAAAAAAGACAAAUACGAUUCUCACCACGUUCGACGUCGUUUCAAUCCAGCAUAUCACGAAAUUGACGAUGUUGGGAUCUCUCAUGGACAUGAUAAGAUUUGUGGCGUAGAUUGCGAGUAUGAGUGUGUUCACGCUCAACUCCAAUAA
Messenger RNA from Necator americanus (New World hookworm), 705 nucleotides. RefSeq lists its product as uncharacterized. Bases 1 to 705 code for a protein of 234 amino acids. The transcript is spliced from 4 exons. The record is from RefSeq and is a predicted model, not a curated record. Lineage: Eukaryota; Metazoa; Nematoda; Chromadorea; Rhabditida; Ancylostomatidae.